Globicephala melas (long-finned pilot whale) is the source of this 1527-nucleotide messenger RNA. Its product is annotated as keratin, type I cytoskeletal 13. Gene Ontology annotation, cellular component: cytoskeleton; keratin filament. Gene Ontology annotation, molecular function: structural molecule activity. Lineage: Eukaryota; Metazoa; Chordata; Mammalia; Artiodactyla; Delphinidae. The record is from RefSeq and is a predicted model, not a curated record. Gene Ontology annotation, biological process: epithelial cell differentiation; intermediate filament organization.
AUGAGCUGUUUCCUGCAGAAUUCCUCCGCUAGCUAUGGGGGUGGUUCCUGCAAGCUGGGAGGAGGUCGCAGUAUCUCUAGCAGCUCAACCCGGUUUUGCUCUGGGGGAUCAGCUGGGGGCUUUGGGGGUGGCAUGAGCUGCAGCUUUGGUGGAGGGGCUGGUAGUGGUUUGGGUGGAGGCUUUGCAGGUGGCCUUGGAGGUGGCAGCUUUGGUGGGUGUUUUGGUGGUGGCUUUGGUGACUUCGGUGGAGGAUAUGGUGGUGGCCUUGGCGGCAGCCUCAGUGGUGGCGAUGGCGGCCUCCUCUCUGGCAACGAGAAGAUCACCAUGCAGAACCUCAACAGCCGCCUGGCCUCCUACCUGGAGAAGGUGCGCACCCUGGAGGAGGCCAACGCUGACCUGGAGGUGAAGAUCCGUGACUGGCAUCUGAAGAAGAGCCCAACCAGCCCGGAGCGGGACUACAGCUCCUACUUCAAGACCAUCGAGGACCUCCGGGACAAGAUCUUGGCGGCCACCAUCGACAACAACCGGAUCAUUCUGGAGAUCGACAACUCCAGGCUGGCUGCCGACGACUUCAGGCUCAAGUAUGAGAACGAGCUGGCCCUGCGCCAGAGCGUGGAGGCAGACAUCAACGGCCUCCGCAGGGUGCUGGACGAACUGACCCUGAUGAAGACCGACCUGGAGAUGCAGAUCGAGAGCCUGAACGAGGAGCUGGCCUACCUGAAGAAGAACCACGAGGAGGAGAUGAAGGAGCUCAGAAACCAGGUGAUCGGCCAGGUCAAUGUGGAGAUGGACGCCACCCCAGGCAUUGACCUAAGCCGCGUGCUGGCGGAGAUGAGGGAGCAGUACGAGGCCAUGGCGGAGAAGAACCGCCGGGAUGCCGAGGAAUGGUUCAACAGCAAGAGUGAAGAGCUGGCCAAGGAGGUGUCUUCCAGCACUGCCAUUAUCCAGACCAGUAAGACGGAGAUCACGGAGCUCAGGCGUACGCUCCAGGGUCUGGAGAUUGAGCUGCAGUCCCAGCUCAGCAUGAAAGCCGGGCUGGAGAGCACGGUGUCGGAGACCGAGUGCCGCUACGCCCUGCAGCUGCAGCAGGUCCAGGGCUUCAUCAGCAGCAUCGAGGCCCAGCUGAGCGAGCUCCGCAGUGAGAUGGAGUGCCAGAGCCAGGAGUACAAGAUGCUGCUGGACACCAAGGCGCGGCUGGAGCAGGAGAUCGCCACCUACCGCAGCCUGCUGGAGGGCCAGGACGCCAACCCAGAGAGCUCCCAGAUGGGAGGGACACAAGGCGCCCGGGCCGACCUGACCUCCGUUCGAUCUGAGCUUCCUCUAGCUUCCUCUCCUGUUCUCUUUGUUUUAUUGGAGACCACCAGAUUUUUAUUCAACACUCCAACUGAGAUGGACACCCCCUCCUCUGCGGCACCCGGAGAGAGUGGGGUGCACUCAGGUGUUGGCACAUCUGUGCCCUCCUGCCCGGGCUGUGUCCAGCCGACUGCUGGGGCUCGGCCAGUGCUUAUUGAGGGGAGACACCAGUGA